AAUUCUCUUAAUGGAGACUACAAUCACAGACUGACAAAGGGCCAUAUUCAGUUAGGUGUGAUGUACGCAACCCAAGAUCAGAACCAGGGUGAAUUGCACAUUUAUAUCAAGAGCGCUACAGAUUUGAAUGUCCCUCUGGGAGCCAAUGAAGGUGGUGGUGAUAGCAAAAAUAGAGUCAAUCCUUUUGUGAAAACAUAUUUACUUCCUGAGAGAGAGAAGAAUUCUAAACGCAAAACGAAGAUCAUUAAAAAGAGCAAUAAUCCCACCUGGGAGGAAGUCUUGGUAUACAAAGGAAUUGUCAAAACUCAACUGCCUUCAAUCGGUGUCGAGGUGGUAGUCUGGGAUGCGCCUAAAAUUGGUUACUAUGAAUACCUUGGGGGAUGCAAUCUUAACGCCGGAUCACGAUCUGGUUUCGGAAUGGAUGCUGCAGGUAUCGAGCGCUCCUUAUGGGUAGAAAUGAUGAGCAAACCCAACAAGAUGAUUGAAGGAAAUGUUCCACUCCGAUCAACGAUGGAUUAA
Molecule: messenger RNA, 519 nt
Organism: Rodentolepis nana
Lineage: Eukaryota; Metazoa; Platyhelminthes; Cestoda; Cyclophyllidea; Hymenolepididae
Source: the annotation of a GenBank genome assembly